Arachis stenosperma is the source of this 909-nucleotide messenger RNA. RefSeq lists its product as uncharacterized. NCBI's taxonomy places the organism in Eukaryota, Viridiplantae, Streptophyta, Magnoliopsida, Fabales, Fabaceae. Gene Ontology annotation, molecular function: zinc ion binding; nucleic acid binding. The coding region runs from base 1 to 909 and encodes 302 amino acids. The transcript is spliced from 3 exons. The record is from RefSeq and is a predicted model, not a curated record.
AUGGAAAAGCUUAAGAAGAUUAAUGGAGAGGCAUGGGAGUAUCAUACAAGAUUUGAUCCUCGGGUGUGGGUGAAGGCUUACCUUAACCAUGGGCCGAAGGUUGAUUCUUUGACAAAUAAUAUGUGUGAAUCCUGGAAUGCCGAAAUCAAAAAGUACAGAGUGAAGUCCAUUCUUACAAUGUGUGAAGAGUUGUGCUGUUAUGUCAUAAGGAGAAUGAAGAAGCAUAUCACUCUACUAUCAGCAUAUCUUGGAAAGCUUGCUCCAAUACAGCAAAAAAGACUUGGCCAAAUGAUUAAGCCCAGCAAUAGAUGGAAUGUAAAAUGGACAGGUGACAACGAGAGGAAGCGGUUUGAAGUGAGUCGCAAGACAUCAAGAGUUGAUGUUGAUUUGAUGAAGCAUACAUGUUCAAGCAAUAUGUGGCAACUAACAGGAAUGCCUUGUAUUCAUGCGAUUGCUGCUAUUAGGAAGAAGCAUGACAAGCCAGAAGAUUAUAUGCACAAAUGGCUUUGCAUGGAGUCCAUCCAUCUGACGUAUGCACACUCUAUCCAACCAGUUUUCAGUGAAGAAUAUUGGCAUAGAACAGGUUACAUCAAGUCAGAUCCUCUACCCAUCAAGAGGCCGAUUGGUAGGCCAAAGGUGCAUAAAAGAAAGAAGGAUCCAAUAGAGGAUUUGAUCCAAGGGGACAAGGUAAGAAAAACAUUUCGCAUAACAUGCAGAAAGUGCGGCGAGAAGGGUCACAACUACAAGACGUGCAAGGAAGAACCAUCUAAUCCUAAUUGGAAGCCUAAAACUAGGAAGCCAAAGCACCAAAACUCAAGUAGUCAAGCACUAGUGAACUUCCGUUAUCCCAAUCUACUCCAGAGCCUGAGGCUGGCCAGAAUUGAACACACAACAAACAGCUCCAGCUGA